Molecule: messenger RNA, 1005 nt
Organism: Ambispora gerdemannii
Lineage: Eukaryota; Fungi; Glomeromycota; Glomeromycetes; Archaeosporales; Ambisporaceae
Source: the annotation of a GenBank genome assembly
AUGCACCCUAAUGAAAUUAACGAAGAUGUGAAAAAAAGAACCGGAAAUUACGAGAUAGAUAAAUUCAUUUGGGAAGCAAAAAAAUACGAAUAUGCAUUUGAAUGGAUCAAUUUUAAAGAAUUUUUUGACAAAAAGUAUGUCGCAAAAGGAGGAUUUGAUGCAGUUUUUUCAGGAAAAUGGAAAAAUGACUUGAAAAUUCAAUUUCCGCCAAAUCAUGCAAUCACCUUGCUUGAUAGAAAUUACCCCAUCCAAAACACCAUGAUCACUUUAAAAGACUUACAGGAUUCAAAAAUUUGUUUUACCUGCAAUGAAAAAGGAUUCAUUGGAUCUCAAUGCUUGAAGGAUGGCUGCAAAAAUAUAAAAAAAGAUAUUGAUUUUUCUUGCUUGCUAUGCAUUUCAACAAGUAUUCGUUUGAAAAAUAUUUUGUGCAAAACUUGCAAUCUAACUGGCAUUGGCCUUUGUAUUAAGUGCUAUAGUUAUGAGCAUUUCGAUGUAAAAAAAAUGACUGGAAAUCAUGAGGUGGAUGAAUUCAUAUUGGAAGAAAAGGAAGCAAAACCAUCUUUAGAAUGGAUCAAUUUUAAAGAAUUCUUUGACAAAAAAUAUGUCGCAAAAGGAGGAUUCGAUGCAGUUUUGUCAGGAAAAUGGAAAAAUGACUUGAUAAUUCAAUUUGCGCCAUAUUAUAAAACCACCUUACUUGAUAGAAAUUAUCCCAUCUACAACACCAUGAUCGCUUUAAAAGACUUGCAGGAUUCAAAAAUUUGUUCUACUUGCAAUGAAAAAGGAUUCAUUGGAUAUCAAUGCUUGAAGGAUGGAUGCAAAAAUAUAAAAAAAGACCUUGAUUUUUCCUGUUUACUAUGCAUUUCAACAAGUAUUCGUUUGAAAAGUAUUUUGUGCAAAACUUGCAAUCCAACUGGCAUUGGCCUUUGCAUUGAAUGCAAUAGUAAUGCAUGUUUUGAAGAGCAAUAUUGGUGCAUGCAUAUGCAUCCUAAUGAAAUUAACGAAGAU